This is a messenger RNA of Fonticula alba, 1914 nucleotides long. RefSeq lists its product as hypothetical. NCBI's taxonomy places the organism in Eukaryota, Rotosphaerida, Fonticulaceae. The transcript is spliced from 3 exons. The record is from RefSeq and is a predicted model, not a curated record. Bases 1 to 1914 code for a protein of 637 amino acids.
AUGCCGCACCAGCACGCGGUGGGCCCCGGCAUCCCGGCCAAUCCGCCCGGUACCGUGGGCGCCGUGCUGGACCGGCUGGCGCGCAUCGGCCGCGCCCUGCCGCAAUACCCGCCCACCUUCGCCGGGGCGCUGGCCACCGCCGGCGGUGAUGGCGACGUCGAUGAUGAGGACCCGGCUUCGGGCUCGGAUUCCACCGGCACCAUGACGACGGCGGCGGCCGGCUCGCCGCCGCCCCCGAGCCUGGUCCCGGCCGACGUGCGGUUCUUCGGCGUGGGCCCGGUUUUCCUGCCGGAGCUGGCCGAGUCGGCCGUGCGCGCUGCCAGCCUGGGCCCGACCGACCGGAUGCCCACCAUCCACGACAUUGAGGCGCUCCAUGCGUCGGCCCUGACCGGGAGCCAUCCGCAUGCGGUGCCGCUGGCCCGGCUGGUGGCCGGUGCCCGGGCCAUUGUCACCCUGCGCCCGGCGGCCGGGAAGCCCGGUGCCCGGGUGGUCAAGUGCUCGGCCUCGGCGGCCGAGCAGUCGGCCGUGUGCCGGGCCAUCUUCAGCGGGCUGGACGCCCGGCACUUUGGGGCCGGCUGCCAGCCGCUCAUCGACGAGGAGACCGGCCGCGCGGUGCGGUCCAUCGUGGUGUUGGAUGUUCGUCUGCCGACCAUCCCCGGGCCUGGGGCCGGCCCCGGGGCUGCCCCGGAGUGGCUCAUCACCGAGGAGGAGUACGGCCUGGACUUUGACCGGGCCCUGGCCACCCUGCCGCAGGACCUGGGCUCGACGGACUUCUUCGAGCUGCUUGUCCAUGUGGGUGCCAUGUCGGUGACCAAGCGCCGGGCGUGGCUGGUGGAGCCGGAGCCGGCCAUGGCCGCGACCCCCGGCGCUGGUGGCCUUUCCCCGGAGGAGGCCAGUGUCCUGGCCCACCGUGAGGCCGUGGACUUCGCCCGGCAGACGACCUGGCUCGAGUGGGUCACCUCUCGGCGCCUGCGGAUGCUGACCCCGGGUCGCGGAGGCCCGGGUGCUACGCCGAUGCGCACGCCGGCCGGCACGCCGGGGCAGCGGUUCGCCACGCCGGCUGGCCGGCACUUCCCCUCGCCGGAGACCCCCUUCCGGACGCCGGCUGGCACCGGGCCCCCGGGGUCCCCCGCUGGCAGUGGCUACCAGACCACCCCCCUGCCCGAGGCCAUCAAGAAGCCGGCCGGCGGGCGCCCGAUUCUGGCCUCGGACGCCACGGCCGGCGACCCCCCGCGCAGCAGUGUCUCCAUGUGGCAGACGACCCUCCUGACGCUGGCCAUCCUGGUCGGCGCCAUGGCCUGGUCCUCGCCGCCGAACGCCCGCGCCUGGGAUCUGGUCCCCUACCCGCUGAGGCAGUUUGUCGCGCCGGCGGUUCCCCUGCUGGAGGACUUUGGUGUGCUCGAUGCGCUGCCCUUCCUUCGGACGGCUUUCUCCCCGGACUCGGAGUCCAAGGCUCCUGGGGCUGCCUUCUCGGCCGCCAGCGAGGCCGAGCUGCUGCAGCUUCUUUCUUCGUGCAAUGUCAUCCCACUCGAGGGCGAGCUCUUCCCCAUCUCCGUCGGGCGGACCUCGCGCACCCUCAUGCGCUAUCACGAGAAGCUGGCGCACACGGCUCCGAUGCACUUCCACGCGGCCACCCACGGCGCCACCCGGUUGCUGACCAUUCCCGAGUGCAUGGCCGUCGUUCGGCACUAUGUGGAGGAGUACAGCACGCACUUCGAGCUGCCGGAGUCCUUCCGCGCGCAGGCCGAGCGUGAGGGAGCCAACCUCGGCCAGGGGAGCCUGACUGGGGCCUUCGGCGCCGGCGCGCGUCUGGUCAACCACUGGCGCAUGCGCUUUGUCGCGGCGGCCGGCGUCAGCGGCCUUGUCGCGCCCUCGUCGCAGGAUGACGUGCUGUGCCUGCUGCAGGCCAUGUAA